Acytostelium subglobosum LB1 is the source of this 2661-nucleotide messenger RNA. RefSeq lists its product as hypothetical. The record is from RefSeq and is a predicted model, not a curated record. Gene Ontology annotation, molecular function: protein binding. Lineage: Eukaryota; Evosea; Eumycetozoa; Acytosteliales; Acytosteliaceae. The transcript has 4 exons. The coding region runs from base 1 to 2661 and encodes 886 amino acids.
AUGUCAUUGCAUGAAAGAGGCGACAAUGAUAUAAAUAUAUUGAACGCAUAUAUCUUAGACUAUCUUCACAAGAAUAACUUUGUAAAUAGUUAUUCAGCUUUCAAAGCAGAGGUAAAGAUACCUGAUAUAAAGGUCACAGAUGGCAAUGCUCCUGGCUUCUUAUAUGAAUGGUGGACUGUCUUUUGGAGACACUACAAUUCAAGACAACAACAGCAUCAGCAACAGCAACAGCAGCAGCAGAUGAUGAUGCUGGGGCAUCAACCCAUUGGACAACAGCAGCAACAGCAGGCUAACAUUCCAGACAACAACACCAAGUCCUACAUCGACCUUGUCAGCCAUCAUCGACAGAUGCAGCUACAACAUCAGCAUCAGCAGCAGCAGCAACAGCAACAUCAGCAACACCAGCAGCAGCAACAGCAGCAACAGCAACAACAGCAACAGCAACAGCAACAUCAGCAUCAGCUUCAGCUUCAACAGCAACAGCAGCAGCAGCAGCAUCAGCAACAGCAACAGCAAAUGUACAUCAAUCAACAGCAUCAGAUUCAAUCACCUGCUGGUGGGGCGCCACAGACACCUGGGUCGUCAGUGCCUAUCAAUGCUCAACAACCAUUCCCCGCGCAAUACAAUCAUCAACAACCUCAACCGCCAUCACAGCAAUCACCUCGCACUGGUGUCGUCUCACCGGUCAAUGUAUUUAACUCUGCCACAACUACUCCGCCACCAUCAUCUGGCGUCCCAUUAACACAACAGCAACAACAGCAACAACAACAACAACAACAAUAUAACUAUAUGGUAGCCAAUGGAACUGCAUUGCCACUUCAUCCACAACAACAUGUGGACCCAACAAAGAUGGGUGUGGCGCCGGGUGUCCCACCAGGGGCACUCCGGCCUCCAGUCACCGCAGCGGGCACACCACUGAAUCCUCAGAUGCAGCAGCCCCCAGGAGGCGUGCCACCAUAUCCAGGCUCGCAGGUCAGGCUGCCCAUCGGAUACCCCAAUGCUGGCGGUGUUGUCAACCAACAACACGUGCCAUUCCCAGCAUCCGUGCAGCAGCAGCCGCCAACCGAGACCAAACCGAGUAGUCUACCAUCACCCAAAACCGAUCCAACCGAACACGACCCAGCCAAGAGCGCCACAAAGGCACAGGUAAAGGGCUCGCCACUUAAGAAGAGAAAGCCCUCAGAGGACUUUACAAACAGUAAUGCAGCGGCAACAAUUGCAGCAACGUCGACACAAGUACCAGGACAACCGCCAACAGGAAUGGCCAUGUCACAUCCUCCACCUGUUGGCGCAGCGACAAUGAUGCCUCCACACGGAGCGAUACCCUCGCAGAUGCUACAGCAUCCAGGCCACGGCAUGAUGAUGCCACAGGGCGUGCAGAGGAGACAGUCGCACGAAGCACUCUAUCAACAACAUCCCAACAAGUGGGCCAUGCAGCCUGGCCCUGGCUACAUGCCAGGCAACCAGAACUACAUGAUUGUACAGAAUGGACAGCCGACGGGCAUGUACUAUAAUCCGGCAUACAUGAUGCCGGGCGUGCCGAUGCACUCUGGCUCGCCACCCGCGCCAUAUGGUAUGCCGCAGGGUGUGAUGCCUCAACAUCCAAUGGUGACACACAGUCCGCCAGUGUCGUCACCUCACAUGAUGCCGACUCCAAUGGUUGGCGCACCAAACACCUUCCCCAACGCACCACCUCCUCUGCCACCCCAAGCUGCCGCGCCACCACCACCAUCAUCAACAAGCACCACAACCGCCAAGCCCAAGCCUCGCUCUCGUAAGUCUUCAUCAUCGGCCGAUCAAACUGAGUCGGCAUCCGACGCAACUGCCACCGCCACCGCAGCUAAGACCAAGUCGACGAGAAAGAGAAAGAACUCAACGACGGACGAGCCAAAGGCCAACGGAAAGACGCAACUCAAACGAAUUGGCAACAUCGAAUCACCAUCACUACCCCAACCAUCGCCAUUGCAGACGGACGUACCGUCGACGCCAGCCACGAACGAGCAACCAUCACCAUUCACACCAUCAUUGCAACCACCUCAGUCGCCCGCACAGCAACAGCCGCCUCACCUGUCCUACAGCAGUAGUGGCGCGAGUGUGUCCCCACAGUCGACCAGUCCAAGUGGCAGCAAUAACAACAUCACCAACAGUACGCUUAACGAACAAACCAAGAUCAACACGUCCAGCUCCAGCAGCAGUCCACUGAACAUCCACAACAGUGGCAGUGGCGUAGGUGGCAGCAAUGGCAACAACAACAAUGGCAACAACAAUAACAACAAUAAUGGAACAAUCCAAUCACCCGAGAUCAAUUCAACAAACACAACAAUGCAGACGUCCACCUCAGAGAGCAGCCCACCACGAACCGGCGCCUCCGCCGCCACCACCUUUUCGACCAGUAGCAGCAGCAGUCCCAGCCAGCAGAUGACCAUGCCGCUCGAGUUGCCUGCGCCUGCGCAGCCACAGCCCGAUCUGCAGUCGGCAGCAUUCUCGCCACUAAUCUCUGGACAGCAGUUGCUGGACAACAUUGGCGGCUUCAAUCAGGACAACUACGCUUUCAAGACCUUCACAUCACCCUACAUAAAUGGACAACAAGGUGGCAUUGGUGGACAAAACUAUUUGAACGAAGACAUGUUUAAUGAGCUACAGACCAACUUUUUAGAUUGA